This is a messenger RNA of Ananas comosus (pineapple), 1663 nucleotides long. RefSeq names its product putative MYST-like histone acetyltransferase 1. Gene Ontology annotation, molecular function: histone acetyltransferase activity. Gene Ontology annotation, biological process: regulation of DNA-templated transcription. The record is from RefSeq and is a predicted model, not a curated record. The transcript has 9 exons. Bases 38 to 1363 code for a protein of 441 amino acids. NCBI's taxonomy places the organism in Eukaryota, Viridiplantae, Streptophyta, Magnoliopsida, Poales, Bromeliaceae.
CGAAGGGUGCGGGGGUGUGUUUCAUUCAACCCGCGCGAUGGGCUCAAUGGAGGGGGCGAAGGCGGAGAACGGCGGCGGCGCCGCCGUGGCGGUGGUGGCGUGCAACGGCGGCGGGGGCGGCGGCGAAAACGUGGGGCGGCGGGGUAAGGCAGCGGCGGCGGCGGCGGCGGCGGCGGCGGCGGGGACGGCGGCUCUGCCGCUGGAGGUGGGGACGAAGGUGAUGUGUCGGUGGAGGGACCAGAAGCUCCACCCCGUCAAGGUCAUCGAGCGCCGCAAGAUCUCCUCCGGGGGGGCCAACGACUACGAGUACUACGUCCACUACACCGAGUUUAACAGGAGGCUUGAUGAGUGGGUUAAGCUUGAGCAAUUGGACCUUGAUACAGUGGAGAGUGACAUCGAUGAAAAAGUGGAAGACAAGGCAACAAGCUUGAAAAUGACGAGGCACCAAAAGCGGAAAAUUGAUGAAACACAUGUGGAGCAAGGUCAUGAGGAGCUUGAUGCUGCUAGUUUGCGCGAACAUGAGGAGUUCACUAAAGUGAAAAACAUUGCAAAGAUAGAGCUUGGGCGAUAUGAGAUUGACACAUGGUACUUUUCCCCUUUUCCACCAGAAUACAAUGACUCUCCGAAGCUCUACUUCUGUGAGUUUUGCCUCAAUUUCAUGAAGCGCAAAGAACAGCUUCAGCGGCAUAUGAGGAAGUGUGACCUCAAGCAUCCCCCUGGUGAUGAGAUCUAUCGAAGUGGCACACUAUCUAUGUUUGAGGUUGAUGGCAAGAAGAACAAGGUUUAUGGGCAGAACCUCUGCUAUUUGGCGAAGCUUUUUCUGGACCAUAAGACACUGUACUAUGAUGUUGAUUUGUUCUUGUUUUAUGUCCUUUGUGAAUGUGAUGAUCGAGGGUGCCACAUGGUUGGAUAUUUCUCGAAGGAGAAACAUUCAGAGGAGUCCUAUAAUUUGGCAUGCAUUCUUACUCUUCCUCCAUAUCAGCGGAAAGGAUAUGGCAAAUUUCUGAUUGCAUUCUCCUAUGAACUUUCGAAGAAGGAGGGUAAAGUGGGGACACCCGAGCGCCCACUUUCUGAUCUUGGUUUGUUAAGCUACCGAGGCUAUUGGACAAGAGUUCUUCUAGAAAUCCUGAAAAAGCACAAAAGCAACAUAUCCAUCAAGGAACUCAGUGAUAUGACCGCGAUAAAAGCGGACGACAUAUUAAGCACAUUGCAAAGUCUCGAUUUGAUACAAUACAGGAAGGGGCAGCACGUAAUCUGCGCCGAUCCGAAGGUCCUCGACCGCCAUUUAAAGGCUGCGGGCCGCGGAGGCCUCGAGGUCGACGUCAGCAAGCUGAUCUGGACUCCUUACAAAGAACAAAGCUAGUACUGUUCAAUCACUCGGAAUCUGAUGAACAAAUUUGUACCUAGUAGUGAAGGAGACGGGAAGUUUGUACAUAAAUAGAGAUUGUGCUUGUUGAAUGUAUUUUCGCAAUUUAGAUUAUUCGAUGGUUUUAAUUGCUAAUUUCGCCACGAAGUUGUUUGCGGAGUGGAAAUUUCAAAGGGUGGGUGGGGGGUGGGAAUCAGUUUUAACCCUCUUAUUACAUGUAGGUUGAUGCUGUAAUAUCUGUUUGUUCUUAUUUGAUCAAUUGGAGAUGUUACCAGGAAAUAGUUGUUUUGGUUUUUC